AAAUUACGAAUAUUUCCAGAGUCUCCUCUACUACAAGCAAAACCUUGAAGAGUAGUUUCCCGCUGAAUCCCGAGCUCUGCAUUUCGGUGCGCCAACUUUCCGGGGAAACAAAUAGUCGUUGUGUUGUGGCUUUUGGCGGUGCAGAAGAUGUUCAAGAACACAUUCCAAUCUGGAUUUCUUUCCAUAUUAUACAGCCUUGGGAGUAAACCGUUGCAGAUUUGGGACAAAGAAGUUGUGAAUGGCCAUAUUAAACGACCACAGGAUGAAGACAUACAAUCCAACGUACUGGAAAUAAUUGGAUCAAAUAUUCAGUCCACAUACAUUACGUGCCCAGCUGACCCUGCUGCAACGCUUGGUAUAAAACUUCCAUUAUUGGUUAUGAUUGUCAAGAAUCUAAAGAAGUAUUUCACAUUUGAAAUUCAAGUUUUGGAUGAUAAGAAUGUUAGACGGCGAUUUCGAGCUUCAAAUUUUCAAGCUGUCACUCGAGUUAAGCCCUACAUUUGCACUAUGCCUCUGAGAAUGGAUGACGGGUGGAAUCAAAUCCAGUUUAAUCUGGCUGACUUCACCAAGAGAGCAUAUGGUACUAAUUAUGUGGAGACACUGCGAGUUCAGGUCCAUGCAAACUGUCGCCUGAGAAGGAUAUACUUCUCUGAUCGCCUCUACUCAGAAGAGGAACUCCCGCCAGAGUUCAAAUUGUACCUUCCGAUGCAGAAAUCAUGAAAAUGUUGUGGGAGGAUGGAAUUGGAGCCACUACAGAGUUGGAUGUUAUACAUACAGUUCUACCUGUGGGCUUCUUUAUUCUAAAAUUUGUGUCUGUCUUGUGCUAGAACCAUUAAGAUCUUUUGCUACUGCUCGUUCCAGUCACAAUCCGUAGGAUGUUCUGAUUCUCGUCUCUGUAAUAUUGGAGUUCAACGUCUUUUUCCCCUUUCAUUGUAGACACGUCUUUUUAAUUUCAUAGUAACAUAAUGACUAUGGUACAUAUUUACAAUCUUAGGUGAAGUGAAAGCAGCAGAAGUCAGCACUACACAUUAUCAUGUCCAAUAAAUUUAAAUAAGCCAU
Molecule: messenger RNA, 1059 nt
Organism: Abrus precatorius (Indian licorice)
Lineage: Eukaryota; Viridiplantae; Streptophyta; Magnoliopsida; Fabales; Fabaceae
Product: cilia- and flagella-associated protein 20
Exons: 6
Coding region: 148-720 (190 amino acids)
Source: RefSeq, a predicted model, not a curated record